Messenger RNA from Ramularia collo-cygni, 1524 nucleotides. Its product is annotated as related to branch point bridging protein (MSL5). Lineage: Eukaryota; Fungi; Ascomycota; Dothideomycetes; Mycosphaerellales; Mycosphaerellaceae. The record is from RefSeq and is a predicted model, not a curated record. The coding region runs from base 1 to 1524 and encodes 507 amino acids. The transcript has 5 exons. Gene Ontology annotation, molecular function: RNA binding. Gene Ontology annotation, cellular component: nucleus.
AUGUCGGAAGAACCGCGUAAGCGCUCGCGCUUCGAUCAAACCGCCCCCGCACCGGCUGAGAAGAAGGGACGAUUCGACCGCCGCUCGCAGUCCCCUCAGCGCAGCCCCGCUCCCGUCAAGAGCAUCGAGAGCAGCACCGAGGCCGACGACAAGAAGCCCGAUCCUGCCGCAGCAGCAGCAGCGGCGGCGGCGAGAAUCAACGCUCAAAUAGCCCGGCAGAAAGGCGCCCAACACGUAGACGUUCCUCCCAUUCGUGCGACCAGCGCCGGCGCCGCCAAAUCACCAUCCGCCUCAACACCCGCGGCACCGCUGAACGCGGAGGUAUACCAACAAGAUGGUGACUUCAUCAAGGAUAUCGAGGUCAACGACCUGCGCAAUCGCUACACCCUGACCAAAGGCAGCACCCAGAAGAUGAUCAAAGAUGAAACUGGCGCCGAUGUCACAACCCGCGGAUCCUACUACCCGGACAAGGCCAUGGCUACCCCGGAGAAACCGCCUCUCUACCUCCACGUCACCAGCACGACCAAGGAUGGCCUCGAACAGGCCGUGAAGAAGAUUGAAGAGCUCAUGCAGCAAGACCUGCCUAAUCUCAUCGACGAGCGUCGUUUCCGUCGCCGCGAUGACGAGCCGCGACGUGAAGCGCCCGAGCUGGACCACAGAGGGCGUCGAAAGUGGCCCGAGGAGCGUAUUCCAAUCGAUCUGGAGCCCAUUCCGGGAUUCAACCUGCGUGCGCAAGUCGUCGGUGCUGGGGGGAGCUAUGUUAAGCAUAUCCAGCAAGAGACGCGGUGUAGGGUCCAGAUCAAGGGCCGUGGCAGUGGCUUUAUGGAACACGAAACAGGGAAAGAAAGCGACGAGCAGAUGUAUCUGCAUGUGGCCGGCCCAGAACAAGCCAUGGUGGACGCCGCCAAGGAGCAGUGUAUUUCUCUCCUGGAAGCUGUUCGCGAAUCCUACGAAGCCUUCAAGGAGCGGGGCCCGCCAAACCGUGGAGGCGGCGGUGGAGGAUUUGGAGGAGACCGUGGAGGCUAUGGAGGAGAUCGAGGUGGAGAUCGCCAGGGCUCGGGCUCGUACGGAGGAGGUUCAGGUUAUGGCAACAACUAUGGAGCAGGUGGAUACGGCGCACAAGCAGGCUACGGACAGCCCGCGCAGGCUGGGUAUGGUGGCGCACAGUCUCCUGUCGCAGUCGCAGCUCAGCCAUCUGCAAUGUCCGCGGACCCGAACGAGCAGAAGGCGCAAUUCGAGGCUUGGUCCGCCUACUACGCGAUGAAUCCCACGGCAGACCCGUACAUCCAGUAYGGAGGGUAUGCGGUUGUCAUGGCGCAGUACAUGAGCGGAGCUUUUGCGUCUGCUACACCGGACCAGUCUCAGAUGGGUAACGGAGCUGUUGCUCCUCCGCCGCCUCCGCCUGAUGAUGGCAGCUCUGCACCUCCGCCACCACCUGGUACAGCGGGACCGCCUGGCACGAGCGGAGCUGGUGUAGCGGGAGGCUAUGGUUAUCAGUCGGUGCCUCCUCCACCUGGGGUUUGA